AUGCUGAGUGUUUUCCUGCGCGGCGAGGAGGUCGCCCAGAAUCCGUCCCAGAUUGGAACCGUACCCAACAAUCAGUCACAGAGUAACAAUUCAGUAGGAUCGAUUAAAUCGAAUGGCAACAUGGGGGAGAGCGAUGUGUCGCCUAUAAUGACACCCUCGACCAUCGAGAGUUCGGCAACUCCACCAAGGACCUCGAUCUUUGCCAGGCCUGUAAAUGUUUGGGGAUCUAUCGCGAACAAGGAUGACGCCAAGGCAUCCGCUGGCAAAAAGUUUAAGCUAGACGCAGAGGAGUAUCCCGAUCUGGGACAGCACACCAAACGCUCAAAAGUAGCGCCAUCUCAGGGAGCUGUUUCUCAGCCAAAAUCCACAUCAUGUGGAACUUCUUUGAAUGAUGAAGGUUUCCCACGCAAUCGGAGGAUAGCUACUCCAGUGCUGGGCCACUAUAUGCCACAGUCAGUUUUGCCGCAUGCCGAGACCAGUCCAAACCAGCAGCAGGAGGCUGAGAAGAAGAUGCCCGGUGCCGUGACCUCCGCUACUACUCCGAAACGCAAAGUGGCUACUGCAAAAAACAAGAAAGAAUCAAGCGAGGGCCUUCAGGGUCAUGUAUGCCAUGGUAGCGAUGGUUUGGAGGCCGAAGACGCCGAGAUUCCGCCCUCUCAGGAGGACCAAGACGAUGAUGGGUUCAUUGUAGUCAGAUCCCGAAACAAGCGCAUAGUUCGGGUCCCACCUUGGGGUGCGCCUACGCAGAUGCCGCAGAAUAAGCCGAAUCGAUCUUCGCCACAAAAUCGGCAGAAUUCACAACAGUCGUACAUGCAGGAAAGGAAGCGGAAACAUGUUCAGGAUCGUCAGACACCACAGCGUCCACAAGGGCGACCGGUGCCACGAGGUUCUCCACAACAAUCGCCGCCUAAGCCCAAGCUGGCAUUGGAGCCAGCACAGCAGAUGCCUCAACAUCAACAGCAGCAACCAACAGAGCAGCAGUCGAAUUACUUGGAGCAAGUGACACCACAGCCGCAGCUGUCGGGAGUCCAACUUGGCCAGCAUUCCACUCGUCAGCCGUCGGAAGAGCCGUCUGAGAUUCAGCUACAGGUGCAGCAACCUCAGCACCAAGUGAUCCAGACCACAGCUGAGAUUCAGCUACAGGUGCAGCAACCUCAACACGAAGUGCAUGAGAAUUCAUCCCAGGUUCAACUGGAGGAGGAGUCUCGAGAGGAAGUCCAGCCUCUACCAUCCCAGCAUCAACGAAAGUCUUCCGAUCAACUCCGGAAACGUUCUCACAGUUCAUUGCAGCAAAGACCAUCGCCAUAUGACCUCAAACAGCGGCCGUUGCACCAACACCGAUCUCAUUCCAAUGGGCCCCAGCAACUGUCUGUGCCUUCGCCCGGCAGAAGUCUGCGUGCCACGCAAUCGGAAUACCAGCUGCCUUCAACUGGGGAAGACGGAUCUCAUCGACCGGUGAAGAGGGAUUGGAUGUAUGAGAGGCAGAAUUUUGAAGCUGAACGGCAGUGGGAGCAGCCAGAGGAGGAGGAGGAGGAUAACAUCACUAGGCUUGCUAGGUUUAGUUCCCUAAACUCGAAUGCCCAGGAGUUUACUCCGAGGGGUCAUCAGGCCGACGAACAGGAAGAGCAGGUGGCUCCUAGUCGCAGAAUUUCCCAACGACGCCUUCGUCAGCGACACAGACGCACUCUAAGGAAUCCAGGAUCCAGCGAGGAGAAUCAAAUACCAUUCUAUGUUCCGCAAGGACCAAAUCAAGGAGUGGAGAACACUCAUAAUUGGAUUCCGAAUAGCUAUACGUUGCCCCAGUCGCCAUUUAAUAAUGGUCCGCCAAAAACAAAUAUAUAUCCGACACCGGUGGCGCCUGUCAGCCUGGGAUCGGUUCCGUCAGUCGUAUACCAGCAAAUCCCGAAUGCGCCGCCGCCUACCAUCACUUUGGGUCAUAUGGCUAAUACACCAUCGGUGAUCUACUAUAAUCCGCAAACGCAGCAAUCAUGGAGCACUAACGCGACACCCGCUGAGGUUCACAGCCGCUGCCAGUCGGGUUUUCGGCUUGCCAGCCUCCCUACCACUGGUGUGGGGACCCCGAACUCGGAUACAUCUACAGGUUGGGGCAGCCUUCAGUCGAACAACCCCAGUUCCAAGGCAAUGUCAGCGGUGUGCCGCAGCCUCAGCACACCCCCAUCUACUAUAACAGGCCCAGAGCCAGCCAUAACCCAUACGCUCAGUUCCACGGAGGAGGGGGCAGGCCCGCAGCCAUCCAUAACCCAUACGCUCAGUUCCACGGAGGAGAGGGCGAUGUCAGCGGUGCGCCGCAGCCUCAGCAUCCCCCCGUCUACUAUAACAGGCCCCGAGCAAUCCAUAACCCAUACGCUCAGUUCCACGGAGGAGGAGCGGGCAGACCAGUCCGGAUGGCAAGCUACCAACCGCGACCUGAUGUACAGUCAGCCCCUAUUGGAUAUGGACCGGGAGGAUACCCCGUCCCCCUCCCGACAAUGGCCGGAACGUCAUGGUGCAGAGGAGGUGGUGGAGGUGACGGCGCCAGUGCCGCGUACAGUUUUAUACCAGGAGGACGGCGAACUCAUCGAGCUAGACGCAGAGGCAGGCGGCCGAGGGCGUAAUAGAAAUCCGGUGGUGAACUACACGUUGUUCCGAACACCCGCCGAUAAUAGUGGCAGGCAUCACGAUUAUCCUCAACCGGAUUUCAACUGCAUCCCGUCCAGCAUCAGGAGUCUAUACCGUUUGGUUACUGCCAAAUAUUCCAGCUACUCCUUCAUCUAUGUUCUGUGCGCCCAGCUGUGUCGUGAUUGUGGGCCGAUAGAUUGCUACGCCAAUCUCAAGAUUGCACUACUCACCAGCAUUGUGUCCAUCGAACCGGGUGAGGUGCGUCCCCCAAUCCCAAUGUGCGUCAUUGCAACAGAUUCGCUUGUGUGCCGCCGCAUCAUGACCGGCAUGGGGAAACUGGCACCCCGAUUUGUGGCAACCGGCGAUCAAGAUAUACAGCAGACAGCCCACGCCCUGCCCCAACGCUCCAACUGGAAGCCUUCCAAUCCUCUGAUCAUGGCCCAAAAGGGUGUGAUAAACGUUGGAGAUUGGAAUGGUCAAUCAAAUUCCAACACUGCCUACCUGGAGAAGUGCAUCGAGAAUGGGGCGGUACCGAUUCCACAGACCCAAGAGCAUCAACCCCUCAACGCGUCCAUCUGGACCUAUUGGGAGAAAUCCAAUGCAGCGAAUCCCAACGUGAUCUUUUCCAAAUUUUGUCCGCUAUUUGGCUUCCCGAUCUAUAUGCCCGAUAAUGUGGAAGAAAGCCUGUACAUCUAUUAUUUGAUGGAAGCCUGUGAAGAUCGCGACGAAGAGGUUUGGGAUAUCCCAGGUGAGGACAUAAGUAUGAUGCUUCAUGUUUUUUCCAAUAGAGUUUCUGUUUUAACUCCGUCUGCCGAAAAAUUACUUAAAAAGUAUUAUUUCGUCAGUCGGAGGGACAGACCAGUUGUCUUCUCUGCCAAGACCUAUGAGGUUCUGAAACAAAUGUCUGAAGCUCUGGCCAAGUUAUCCUUUCGAGUCGAAGUCGUGGAUGCCGAUGUCUGUGCGGCUAUAUACCAUUGUGAAACGUUUAUGAACAAGUUUUUCGCGUCAGGAAGCACUCGUCCCCCGCCGGACGUCCCAGCUGGAUUCAAGAAUAUGUCCGAAAUCGAUCCCCACAUGAACGAGUUCUCUCGAUGGCUUCUCACCUACCUGGAUCGGUACAGUGACGAGGAUCUGGGCAUGAUGCCAGCACAACGCCAAACGCUACAAACCAAUGACUGGGAAUGCCCCUAGGGAUCG
Messenger RNA from Drosophila bipectinata, 3816 nucleotides. It is a transcript of the gene mei-218, whose product is annotated as meiotic 218. The record is from RefSeq and is a predicted model, not a curated record. NCBI's taxonomy places the organism in Eukaryota, Metazoa, Arthropoda, Insecta, Diptera, Drosophilidae.